Brassica napus (rape) is the source of this 1647-nucleotide messenger RNA. RefSeq names its product 2,3-dimethylmalate lyase. NCBI's taxonomy places the organism in Eukaryota, Viridiplantae, Streptophyta, Magnoliopsida, Brassicales, Brassicaceae. The record is from RefSeq and is a predicted model, not a curated record. The transcript is spliced from 7 exons. Gene Ontology annotation, molecular function: catalytic activity. The coding region runs from base 118 to 1548 and encodes 476 amino acids.
CGCGCUUGAACCGGAGUCAGUGGAAAACUUUCUCUCGGUUCGGUCUGUUCCAACAACUCUUCUUCUUCUUUAAUCAAUCAAAUCUUUUUGUUCCGAAUCAAAAGUGAAUCCUUUUCAAUGGCAACACUAAGCUCUUACACCUCUUCUCCUCCUCGAAUUCUUCAUCGUCAACAAUCUAAACCCAUCCUCUUCCCUCCAGAUUCCACCCCCUCCAUCAGACAGCUAUAUACAAAACCCAUCUCUGUCUCGAGACGAUCCCGUGGCGCCAUUAACGCCACCGCAGCAGCUUCCGACACCUCUGGAAACUCAAACGCAUCUUCUCCGGCGAAGAAGCUAAGAGAGAUCAUGCAAUCCCCUGGUGUCCUUCAGGGUCCUUGCUGCUUCGAUGCUCUUAGUGCUAAGCUCGUCGAACGAGCUGGGUUUCCUUACUGUCUCACCACUGGGUUCUCAAUUUCAGCAGCUAGGGUUGGUUUACCUGAUAAAGGACUCAUUUCUUAUGGAGAAAUGGUUGACCAAGGUCAACAGAUCACUCAGGCUGUAUCCAUUCCGGUGAUUGGAGACGGUGGCAAUGGGUUUGGUAACGCCAUGAAUGUUAAGAGAACAGUCAAGGGGUAUAUCAAAGCUGGAUUUGCUGGAAUCAUAAUCAACGAUCAGGUUUCUAGUGGCGGCGGGAGAGGAGUGGUUUCUAGAGAGGAGGCAGUGAUGCGUGUCAAAGCUGCGGUUGAUACGCGUAGAGAGUGUGGUUCAGACAUUGUCAUUGUAGCUCAAACUGAUUCUAGAGAAGUGAUAUCUCUGGAGGAAUCGUUUAGUAGGGCGAGAGCUUUUACAGAUGCUGGAGCAGAUGUUCUCUCCGUUGAUUCUCUGGUGUCUAGAGAAGAGAUGAAAUCAUUCUGCAAUGUCUAUCCACUAGUUCCUAAACUGGCUAAUAUGCUUGAGACUGGUGGGAAAAUUCCGAUGCUAAACCCGCUUGAGAUAGAAGAGAUUGGAUAUAAGCUAGUUGCAUAUCCACUUUCCUUGAUUGGGGUAUCAAUUCGAGCAAUGCAGGACGCUCUAUUGGCGAUAAAGGGUGGUAGGAUUCCUCCACCAGGAAGCAUGCCUUCUUUAGAAGAAAUUGAGGAGAUUCUUGGCUAUGACACAUACCGUGAGGAAGAGAAGCGGUAUGCUACAUCCUCCUCAUCUGAUAGAGGGUCUAGCAGAAGAAGCGUAUAUGGUGGUAACCAACGAGUUGUGCAAGAUGAUUCAGAACAGAGAGUGGAUCCGGUUGUUGAAGUCAUGAUACCUGAGGUGGUUUCUAAUGAAUCCAGAAACCCCUUUUCCAGAAUCUGGUCAAGGUCUCUGAGGAUCAAGAUCAUUGGACGUGAUGGGAUUGAGAAACUCGACGUCAGAAUCCCGGCUGGAUUCUUGGAAGGUGUCACCAAUAUUGUCCCAGCUUUAGGAGGCGUGAACCUGAAGCAAUUGAUGGACGAUGCAGCUGAUGAAGUCGGAGGGAAACUUCUGUUGGACUUUAAAGACACUGCUGGUGAUAGAAUCCAAGUCUUUUUGGAAUGACAAUGAAUAAAUAAAUAAAGUAUAUAAAGUCGAGAACAUGCAAGAAAGACAAAAUAUUUUAUUUGUUCCGUGAAUGGGAAAUGUUGUACACAUUCAAUA